UGAAAGAACAGAGAGAGAGGAGAGGCACGUGACCUGCACGUGCCUAAGACGCUGAGCAACUGUUCCAGUGCCACCAUCAUCGAUCAACCCCAAACUUCUUCCCCACGAUCUUCAAUUCAAACCGCCAUGAAAAAGCCAUUCAAAAAAUUCUCUCUUAUAUACUCUCAGAUUUAGUUUCAACGAUUCUUCAGAUACCGAUAACAAAACCUUACGUUUUGAUCAUCAAUGGCUUCCGUUUCAGUCCGUGAACUACUUCCGCUCUUCUCUCUGCUCUCAAUCGCCCUCGUCGCUCCGUCGCUCGUAUCUUCGCAUCAGUUUCAGGUCGGCGGAGACAGAGGCUGGACGAACACGAACCCUACCGGAAACUACACGCAGAGCUACAACUCUUGGGCCGCACAGAACCGCUUCCAUGUCGGAGACACUCUCUAUUUCAAGUACCGAAACGACUCGGUUCUGGUGGUGAACUACGCCGACUACAGAGACUGCGCCGUCGCGGAUCCGAUCGCGAGGUUCGAUAACGGAAGCGGCGCGGUUUUCAGAUUGGAUCGGGGCGGAGAUUUCUAUUUCAUUAGCGGAGAGAGGGAGAAUUGUGUGGCUGGGCAGAAAUUGGUGGUGCGAGUGAUGAACGAUCGUGAAUCGGAGGAAGAUGGAAGUACUGCGCCGUCGCCGGAGGAGUCGUGGAAUUGGGGGCCUCCGUCGCUGAAUUCGACGGUGACGACGACGAUGGCGUCGUAUUUCGCGACGGCGAUUGGAGGUUUCUUGAUUGUUCUGUAUCUGCUCACGUAGGGAUUUGGAAUCGAUCGUCGAUUGGGUUGUCGCUGUUCUUCCUUGCUUCUUCGUUGCAAUAGAAUUUCCACUUUUUACAUUUCAUUUAAAUUCUUUGAUAUGGUUUGGAAUGUGAAAUUUUUUAAACCAA
Messenger RNA from Momordica charantia (bitter melon), 916 nucleotides. Its product is annotated as mavicyanin. The record is from RefSeq and is a predicted model, not a curated record. NCBI's taxonomy places the organism in Eukaryota, Viridiplantae, Streptophyta, Magnoliopsida, Cucurbitales, Cucurbitaceae. Gene Ontology annotation, cellular component: plasma membrane. Gene Ontology annotation, molecular function: electron transfer activity.